Melampsora larici-populina 98AG31 is the source of this 2088-nucleotide messenger RNA. RefSeq lists its product as uncharacterized. Gene Ontology annotation, biological process: double-strand break repair via alternative nonhomologous end joining; lagging strand elongation; DNA biosynthetic process. Gene Ontology annotation, molecular function: DNA ligase (ATP) activity; ATP binding; DNA binding. Bases 1 to 2088 code for a protein of 695 amino acids. Lineage: Eukaryota; Fungi; Basidiomycota; Pucciniomycetes; Pucciniales; Melampsoraceae. The record is from RefSeq and is a predicted model, not a curated record. Gene Ontology annotation, cellular component: DNA ligase III-XRCC1 complex. The transcript is spliced from 16 exons.
AUGUGUACACCAGCUAAGAAGGUGCCAUAUAGCUUUCUUGCAGAAGGUUUUGUAUCCAUCUCUGCUACGCGUUCACGAUUAAGCAUCACCACUAUCUUGACCAACUUACUCCGAACAAUCAUUGAGCAUGACCCAUCUAGCCUUUUACCUACAGUAUAUCUCAUAACUGGCCAUUUUGGCCCGGCGUACGAGGGUAUUGAGCUGGGAAUUGGAUCCCAGAUCUUGACUAAGGCUAUCAGAGCUGUUUCCGACGUGUCCCACAAAGAGCUCAAGGCGCUUUGGAACAAACAUGGUGAUCCGGGUGAUGUUGCAUUCGAAACUCGAAGAUCAGUCAGAACGCUAUUUAGUCGUACCGCACAGCUCACUGUCCAAUCAGUAUUCGAUGAUCUAUAUAAUCUUUCUCAUUUGAAAGGGCCUGGCUCUGUGGACACCAAAGUUGAGGUUGUUAAAAAACUUAUAGUCUCUGCCAAGGGGGAAGAAGUCAGAUUUCUAGUUAGAAUAAUGUGCCGAAACCUUCGGAUUGGUGCAGUCAAGCUGACUGUUACAUCAUCAUUAGCACAAGCUUUCUGCCUCAGCCGAUCAUCUACCACAUCAUCACAGAAUUCAAGCUCUAUAGAAACAAAUAAACCUGGACGAUUGGAAACUUUGAAAAUACUCACACAAGCUCAGAAGAUCGUUCGAGAGGUUUAUGUUCGACAUCCGAACUAUGAUUCUAUUAUUCCAGCUCUGCUUGAUGAAGGCAGUCUUGAAACGCUUUCUGAAAAGGUUCCUUUAGCUGUAGGAAUUCCAAUAUCUCCUAUGCUUGGACAGAUCACUCGAGACUUGAGUGAUGUUGAGCAAAGGCUAAAAGCAGAUGAAGAAUUUGUAGCUGAGUGGAAAUACGAUGGACAACGCGUGCAAAUACACGCCAAACGUGAUAUCUUUGUCAGACUAUUUAGUCGUCAUCUUGAGGAUAUGACUGAUAAGUAUCCAGAUGUUCUGGAUUUGGUUGUGGCCUUGUUCGAGCGAGGAAAAGCUAGUGAAUCUCAUGAAAUAAUAUGUGCGAUUGAUCCUGUAACAGGCCAGCUAAAAUCGUUCCAAUCUUUGGCCAACCGUAGUAGGAAGGAUGUCAAGAUAGAAGACGUUGAUAUCCAAGUAGGAAUCUUUGCAUUCGACUUGAUGUAUCUCAAUGGAAAGCCUCUCUUGGCCGAGGCAUUCCGAAAGCGUAGAUCACUAUUGAAAGAUCAUCUUCCGCCUUUUGUACCAACCGAAGGAUCUACAAGAUGCAACUUGAUUGCACGUUUCGAUCAUGUUAAUUCGAUGGAAUCAACAGUGACUAAGUUGCAAGAAGUCCGUGAAUUUAUGUUGGAAGCUGUGGCUAAUAAAUGUGAGGGAAUCAUGGUCAAGAUUUUGGAUAGUCAGACCUCACCAAGCUCCAUGGUGAUGGAUCAGGAUGUUGAUGGUAAUAUGGAGGUAUCAGGCUCAGAAGAAGAGGAUAGAAUGGUAGGACAAGAUGAUCAGGCCAAUUUGGAUUCAACGGUUGGGGCGAAGCGAUCACGUAAGAAAGCUUUACUAGCAAGUUAUGAGCCUGAUAAACGAGCAGAUAGUUGGCUUAAAGUCAAAAAAGAUUAUGGAGAGUUGGGUGAUAGCUUAGACUUGGUACCCAUUGGUGCCUGGCAUGGUCAAGGCCGUAAGGCGAGCUUCUGGUCACCAGUCUUGUUAGCGCUUUAUGACCCUGAGAGUGGUGGAUUUCAGGCGGUUUGUAAAUGUAUAUCAGGAUUCAAUGACCAAUUCUAUAAAGAUCUAGGUGCUCGCUAUACGAAAGGAACAGCUCGAUGCUCUGCUGAGAAACAAUUAGGUUAUAUUGAAUCAAGUGGUGGUCAUACACCUGAUGUUUGGUUUUUACCAAGUGAAGUAUGGGAAAUUCGAGGUGCUGAUAUUACGCUAAGUCCAGUGUAUAAGGCGGCGCAAGGAUUAAUAGAUCCAGAUCGAGGUCUAUCAUUAAGAUUUCCACGUUUUUAUCGAAUCAGAGAUGACAAGGGCGUCGAAGAUGCAUCUCAUCCUGAAGAUUUCGCUGAGAUGUGGAGAAGGCAAGAAAAGAAAGCAUAA